Messenger RNA from [Torrubiella] hemipterigena, 3208 nucleotides. NCBI's taxonomy places the organism in Eukaryota, Fungi, Ascomycota, Sordariomycetes, Hypocreales, Clavicipitaceae. The record is from the annotation of a GenBank genome assembly.
CUGCCCUUCUUACUCACGUAGCAGCAGCAACAGCACGAAUACCGUUUCCGGCCGGAACCCGCAUCUAUAGCACGCGCAUUUCACAAGCUAGCCACCGCCAACUGCUCGUUCUGUUUCUUCGAAUACAAACUUGCAAAGAAUUAAAAUUCAACAAAUACUACAAAAAGAAGGCCUACACUUUUUUUCUGCAGCAACUACGCCACAAAAAGACGCCUGUAUUAAAUACGUCAAAGCAACCACUGCCCGCCAGCUGCCAGCUGCCAACACAUUUCUCUCUUCCUCUCCUCCUCCUUAUCUUCUAUUCUUCAUCUUCAUCACCUCUUUUUGUCUGAUUCUCCCCAACAGACUCUUUCAAACUCACACACACCUUACUGUAUCUCUGCUCUCCUAACGCCGCCCAUCAUGUCUGACGCUAUCCUCCAAGGCGUCACUGUCCUCGGCAGAGUCGAGCCUCAGCACAAGAAGAUCCUCACUCCCCAGGCUCUCACAUUCCUCGCUCUUCUGCACCGCUCCUUCAACGCCACUCGCAAGUCGCUGCUCCAGCGCCGUGAGAUCCGCCAGGCCGAGCUUGACCGCGGCGUCCUGCCCGACUUCCUCCCCGAGACAAAGCACAUCCGCGACAAUGCCACCUGGAAGGGUGCUCCUCCUGCCCCGGGCCUGGUUGAUAGACGCGUUGAGAUUACCGGACCUACUGAUCGCAAGAUGGUUGUCAAUGCGCUGAACGCCGAUGUCUGGACCUACAUGGCCGAUUUCGAGGACUCGUCCGCCCCCACAUGGGACAACAUGAUCAACGGCCAGGUCAACCUCUACGACGCCAACCGCCGCCAGGUCGACUUCAAGCAGGGUGCCAAGGAGUACAAGCUGCGCACCGACAAGCCUCUUCCCACACUGAUUGUCCGCCCUCGCGGCUGGCACCUCGAGGAGAAGCACGUCACUGUCGACGGCGAGCCCAUGUCCGGCUCUCUCUUUGACUUUGGUCUGUACUUUUUCCACAACGCUCGCGAGACACAGGCCCUCGGUUUUGGCCCAUACUUUUACCUGCCCAAGAUGGAGAGCCACUUGGAGGCUCGUCUGUGGAACGACGUCUUCAACCUGGCCCAGGACUACAUUGGCAUGCCCCGCGGCACGAUCCGCGGCACUGUCCUCAUCGAGACCAUCCUGGCUGCGUUUGAGAUGGACGAGAUCAUCUACGAGCUCCGUGACCACUCUUCCGGCCUCAACUGCGGUCGCUGGGACUACAUCUUCUCUGUUAUGAAGAAGUUCCGCCACAACCCCAACUUUAUUCUGCCCGACCGCUCCAAUGUCACCAUGACAGUCCCCUUCAUGGACGCCUACGUUAAGUUGUUGAUCCAGACGUGCCACAAGCGCGGCGUCCACGGCAUGGGCGGCAUGGCGGCCCAGAUCCCCAUCAAGGACGACAAGGCCGCCAACGAAAAGGCCAUGGCCAACGUCCGCGCCGACAAGCUGCGCGAAGUCACUGCCGGCCACGACGGCACCUGGGUUGCCCACCCUGCUCUCGCGUCCAUUGCCGUCGACAUCUUCAACAAGCACAUGCCCACGCCUAACCAGCACUUUGUGCGCCGUGAGGACGUCAAGAUUACCGCCAACGACCUGCUCAACAUGAACGUCCCUGGUGCCGUUACUGAAGAUGGUAUCCGCAAGAACCUGUACAUUGGUCUUGGUUACAUGGAGGCGUGGAUCCGCGGUGUCGGCUGCGUUCCCAUCAACUACCUCAUGGAGGACGCCGCCACCGCCGAAGUCUCCCGCUCGCAGCUCUGGCAAUGGACUCGCCACGGCGUCACCACCGCCGAGGGCAAGCGCGUCGACAAGGCCUAUGCGCUCAAGCUCCUCAAGGAGGUCACUGACGACUUGUCCGCCAAGGGCCCCAAGGGCCACAAGUUCCAUCUUGCCGCGCAGUACUUUGCCGGCCAGGUCACUGGCGAAGACUACGCCGACUUCCUUACCUCACUGUUGUACAACGAAAUCACAAACCCCGGAUCCCCUAGCCCCGCGUCCAAGUUGUAAGCGGGCUCUUUUUUCUUUACCGUCUGUCAAGUUUACCCUCAUCGCCGCCGUCGCUGGCGCCCUCCCCUGCUCUAUCUACACGGGGGAGAAACGUGUUUUUGGUUUUAGUUUAGCUUUCUGCUGUUUUGCAAACGCCGUCAUGGGAAUGAUUGAUUGAUUGAAUAUACUUUGUCAUUAUACUUACUUACUUACUAACUUGGUACUGCUGCUCUGCUAUGGUGUGGAGGGAUUGAUUGUAUGAGGGCUGUCGAAUCAGAUUUCUGCGACUUGUCGUCUAGCUGGCUAGAUAGAUAGCAUGGUCUCAGGAUAGUGAUGGUCUAGGGAGGAGGCAUGGACAUGUACUGUACGAUAUUAUGUUUGGGGUUUGGAGUUUUGGGGCCUGGUAGACGAAACAAAAUGGAUUGGUCACGAAACGCAUCUGUCUGUAAAGGCUUUGGUUUGGUUGACUGUUGUUGAGCUUUAUCUUUUGGUCUUGCUGAGCCGUGUGUAUUCUGUCCUCUGGUUACUGUUACUCGUAGUGCUUUGCCUUGUCCUUUUAUGCCGUGUGUAUUCCAUCGCUACUGUUGUAGUUGUCGUACGGAGAUCUUGUCUGGUAGUUGUUGUCCCUUAAUCUUGUCUUGAAGUUACUAUACUGACAUCUUACUGUAUCUUCAUGCUUCUAAUUAUAUCAAUUUCCAUCAACUUGUCCCAUCAAUCAUCUACUUUCACUGUCCAUACCAGACAUCCAUUUGCUCCCUCAACCAGACAAUGUCACCUUCCAGUCGGUGUUUGCUUCGUCGGUUAAACGUAGACGCACGUCCAAUACGCUCUUUCAGCUCUCAUCAUCCUGCUCGCCUACACUGACUGACUGACACAUCCCCUCAACCCAGUCUGUCAGUCAGCGCUGUAUUCCUCAUCUUCUCCCAAAUUUACACCACAUCCCGUCCUGUCGUCAGCUUUCUUCCUUCGGUGCCCUCUUUCAGCAUCACCGUUACAUUCUCUGUCAUCCUCCGUAUUCUUCCUCCCAGAUUUACCCCGUGUCCCUGUCCGUCCGCUUACACACAGACGCACACCUUGGCAAAAUACAAAAAUCACCGUCGCCUUUCCCGCUUACACCAUCAUCAUCGCCACGGCAAGUUCCUAUCUACACACACACGUUUUCGGUUGCACGCCAGCCCAUCACCCGCCCGCACGCCCAUUCCUC